UUAUCGCGGUCCCCGGGCAAAGUCUAUCGCGGCGCCGCUGGCUCUGCGAGCGUAAUAGUACCGCGCGCCGCUCGGCUGUUAACAGCAAGGCGCGGGUGGGUCCUCAGGCCGGGCGGCGCGGGUCUGCUCUAGUUCACCAGACCCGAAUUCUGUGAGCAGCCGCGAUGUCGAUCUUCACCCCCACCAACCAGAUCCGCCUAACCAAUGUGGCCGUGGUACGGAUGAAGCGGGGUGGGAAGCGCUUCGAAAUCGCCUGCUACAAAAACAAGGUCGUCGGCUGGCGGAGUGGCGUGGAAAAAGACCUUGAUGAAGUUCUGCAGACCCACUCAGUGUUUGUAAAUGUUUCUAAAGGUCAGGUUGCAAAGAAGGAAGAUCUCAUCAGUGCAUUUGGAACAGAUGACCAAACUGAAAUCUGUAAGCAGAUCUUGACUAAAGGAGAAGUUCAAGUAUCAGAUAAAGAAAGGCACACACAACUGGAACAGAUGUUUAGAGACAUUGCAACUAUUGUAGCAGACAAAUGUGUGAACCCUGAAACAAAGCGGCCAUACACUGUUAUCCUUAUUGAGAGAGCCAUGAAGGACAUCCACUAUUCAGUCAAACCCAACAAGAGCACAAAACAGCAGGCUUUGGAAGUGAUAAAGCAGUUAAAGGAGAACAUGAAGAUAGAACGUGCGCACAUGAGGCUUCGGUUUAUUCUUCCAGUGAAUGAAGGGAAGAAGCUGAAAGAAAAGCUCAAGCCACUGAUCAAGGUUAUAGAAAGUGAAGACUACAGUCAACAGUUAGAAAUUGUAUGCCUGAUCGACCCAGGAUGCUUCAGAGAAAUUGAUGAGCUUAUCAAAAAGGAAACAAAAGGCAAAGGUUCUUUGGAAGUGCUCAAUCUGAAAGAUGUGGAAGAAGGAGAUGAGAAAUUUGAAUGACGUCCUUCAAUCUCAUCAACCAUAAAACACUAAAAAGUGUUUCUGUUUCCGACAGCACUGUUUCAUUUCUGUGACCUGCCAAAUACUUACUCGAACUGACAUUUUCUAUCUUUGUAUUAACUGUGUACACAAAAAGACUUUCCUACAUAAGUAUUGCACUGUGGGGAUGAUUUAAUUUUUAAUUUUUGAGUUAAAACUUAAAGCAAAAAUGAAAAAUCCAAGUAAAAAGUCCAGAGGCGCAUUUUGCUGCCGUCUCAUGCCUUUAUAGCUUUUGAAAAGGAAAGUUAUUUGAGGCAGCUCUUUGUGGAUAAAAAAGCUAAAUUUUGUACAGACAAUGAGAUUAUUUGGAAGAUGUGUCUGUAUGACAAAAGGGGAUUAUUUGCUGACAAAGAAAACAAGGUGUCUUAGUUCUAUUUAAUGAAAUUUGUGUGUAGGGGUAACUGGUGUCCUAACAUUGGACGAUGACUUCCUAAUUAUCUGAAAGAAAGACAUAUAAUUACCGUGCAGAAAUUAAAUAAUUUUCAUUGAACGUGCUGUCAAACUUAGAUUGUUCUUGGUAAAAAAAAAAAAAAAGUCAUUUAUUCUAAUUCUUAAAGUUUAUAAUAUAUAUUAAUAUAGCUAAAAUUAUAUGUAAUCAAUAAAACCACUCUUAUUUUUCUUAAACGAUGGCUUGUAUUU
Messenger RNA from Otolemur garnettii (small-eared galago), 1595 nucleotides. It is a transcript of the gene SBDS, whose product is annotated as SBDS, ribosome maturation factor. Gene Ontology annotation, biological process: cytosolic ribosome assembly; ribosome biogenesis. NCBI's taxonomy places the organism in Eukaryota, Metazoa, Chordata, Mammalia, Primates, Galagidae. Bases 165 to 917 code for a protein of 250 amino acids. The transcript is spliced from 5 exons. The record is from RefSeq and is a predicted model, not a curated record.